CCAAGUUGAAGGGUUAAAUCAGAGUGGCAUGACCGACCAAGACAAGUUCGACAAGGCCAAGGUUAUGUACCAAGCGCUAGAGAAAUGCUCUUUCCAAUUUGAGCAUUGCUGGCACCUGUUGAAGGACCAACCUAAGUGGAUUUGGCGCACCACAAAGGAGGAUCCAAAACGAAGGAAGACGAUGUCCCCAUCCCCGACCCCAACUCGAUGUUCUGGCGCUACAAUUGAUUCAGCUUUUGAUAUGGAGGCGGAUGAAGUCAUGGAAAAUGAAGUUAUCGAGUUGGACCGACCAAUUGGGAGGAAAGCUGAGAAAGGAAAACGAAAGGCCCAAAGCAAGCAAGCAGAGGAAAAUUUCCAACUCAGGAAGAUGAAGUAUACUCUUUUGGAGGAGUCACGCGCUCAGGAGAAAGAGUUUUAUCGAAUGAAGGCCGAGAAGAUUGAGUAUGACAAGGAAAAAGAGGAAAAAAAAUUACGCCUUGAGGAUGAACGACUGAGGUUGGAGGCCGAGAAGAUGGUAAUUGAGAGGGAAAAGGAGCUCGCCAAAAUUCGUCAAGAGGACGAAAGGUUAAGGUUGGAGGCGCAGAAAGUGGAGCUAGCCACGAAAGAAAGUGAUCAGCGCAUUAUGAUGAUGGACGUGAGUGGCAUGCCUGAACUGCAGCGGUUAUACUUCCAGCAACUCCAGAGGGAAAUCAUGGCGAGACGCAGUACUUCUCAAGAUUGAACUUCUUGUUUUUUAAUAUUACCAAAUUCAGUUGGCCAUCUUAUUUUUUGUUCUGAACAAUG
Carya illinoinensis is the source of this 783-nucleotide messenger RNA. RefSeq names its product ensconsin-like. Bases 29 to 721 code for a protein of 230 amino acids. Lineage: Eukaryota; Viridiplantae; Streptophyta; Magnoliopsida; Fagales; Juglandaceae. The record is from RefSeq and is a predicted model, not a curated record. The transcript has 2 exons.